Molecule: messenger RNA, 571 nt
Organism: Solanum dulcamara
Lineage: Eukaryota; Viridiplantae; Streptophyta; Magnoliopsida; Solanales; Solanaceae
Product: organ-specific protein S2-like
Exons: 2
Coding region: 14-421 (135 amino acids)
Source: RefSeq, a predicted model, not a curated record
AAUCGCAAAAGACAUGAAAUCACCUUUUGCUCUCAUCCUGCUUAUUUCACUUGCCCUGUAUGCAAGCAGCACAGAUGGAAGAAAAGACGCCGGAGAAUAUUGGAGAAUUGUGAUGAAAAAUGAGGCCAUGCCCAUGGCAAUCCAGCGUCUUAUGCCUCCGUAUGACGCUCUCGAGCCAAGGCCAACUGUAACAACUUAUUAUCAUGAUGACUCUAGUUUCAAACAAGAAAAUUCUUUUGACCCAAGGCCGACUAUAACUGCUUACUAUCAUGAUGAUGUUGGUCUCAAACAAGAAAAAUCAUCAUUUACUAAAGAUUUUGAACCAAGACAAAUUGUGACUUCUUACCAUGACAAUGAAGCCAAUCUUAAAGAAGAAAAGUCUUUUGAACCAAGGCCAAAUGUUAGUAUGUACAAUGAUUGAUAUUGCAAAGGCAUUGUGUGUCAUUUAAUUUUCUUGUAAAAUCCCUCCCAGUGAACGCCCUUUCGAUGUUAUGUGGUUUAUGGAAUAAGGAUUAAUAAACAUUUGUACUAUAGUAUUUCUUGAGUUUAAUGUAAUGGUUAAUUGUUUCAA